UCGUUAAGAUGGCGGCUGGUCGGUAGCUGUGCUGAGAGCGGUUGUACAAAUUUGUAGACGAAGCAUGCUAUCAGAUAUGGAAGGUGUUUGAAAUGUAUGACAAUGAGUGAUGCAUCCAGCAUGAAUUGCCAACCUAGUGGAAGUAGUGGUAUGGUCAGUACCACAGUGGCGCCCCCUACGUCAGGCGCGCUACCUAAACCAAGCAUUGCAGACACCAUUAGACAAGUGGAAGGUCAGAUAGCGUCCUAUGGUCCUGGUCCUCACACUCCGCAACAGAAGGAAGAGUUGUCCAAACUCACAUCGUAUUUCCACAGGGCUAAGCUGGAGCAACAAAAGUUAUUGCAGAUGAUGAGUAGCAACAAGUUGCCUGACAACUCCCUGGGCCCUGCAACAAUCUCCCCAAUGUUGGCAAUCCCCCAAUCUGCCCAGAACUUGAGCCCAGCCCCUAUGCCAGCCCAGGCAACGACUUCUAACGGAGCAUCAGGGGGUGAAGGUCGUGUGCUGGACAAGCGCCGCCUACAGGAGCUUGUGAAGGAGGUCGACCCUCUAGAACAGCUGGAUGAUGAUGUUGAAGAUGUUCUUCUUCAGAUAGCUGAUGACUUCAUUGAGAAUGUGGUCAGUGCUUCAUGCCAGAUUGCCAAACACCGCAAGUCAAACACACUAGAAGUAAAGGAUGUCCAGCUCUAUCUAGAGAGAAGUUGGAACAUGUGGGUGCCUGGAUUUGGCUCAGAGGAGAUCCGCCCUUUCAAGAAGGCAGCUGUAACAGAGGCUCAUAAACAGAGGAUGGCAUUGAUCCGCAAGACAUUGAAGAAGUACUGAUCAUCUUCAUCUUCACCUUCAUGCCAACCACUGUUGUGUCACCUGUCAUCAUGUCCGUGUGACAAUAUCGGGGUCCACCACGCUGUCUCCUCCACUGGCUGCUUGUAGAGACUCGGCCAUGUUGCACAAACCAAUCUUAGCGCUACGACUAUCAUCAUAAGCCUCUGUUGAGUAUGGGAGUUACUAUCAACUUAUCGCUAAGAUCGCUUUCUUGUUUUAUGGACCUCUACCACAGUGAACACUGCCCGAGACUUGCUUCAAGGGAAUACAGUACAGUGGCCCAUUCCACAAAGCGAUCGUAGCGAUAUGACUGUCGUAAGCAGGGGUGGAAAUAACCCAUUGCCCGACGUCCGAGUCCAGUGUAUUUUUCUGUCGGGCAAGCAAAUUUGUAUAUCA
Molecule: messenger RNA, 1215 nt
Organism: Haliotis rubra (blacklip abalone)
Lineage: Eukaryota; Metazoa; Mollusca; Gastropoda; Lepetellida; Haliotidae
Product: transcription initiation factor TFIID subunit 12-like
Exons: 7
Coding region: 97-819 (240 amino acids)
Biological process (GO): RNA polymerase II preinitiation complex assembly; DNA-templated transcription initiation
Cellular component (GO): transcription factor TFIID complex; SLIK (SAGA-like) complex; SAGA complex
Molecular function (GO): DNA binding; protein heterodimerization activity; TBP-class protein binding
Source: RefSeq, a predicted model, not a curated record